Molecule: messenger RNA, 3671 nt
Organism: Labrus mixtus (cuckoo wrasse)
Lineage: Eukaryota; Metazoa; Chordata; Actinopteri; Labriformes; Labridae
Product: macoilin-1-like
Exons: 11
Coding region: 145-2166 (673 amino acids)
Biological process (GO): neuronal signal transduction
Cellular component (GO): rough endoplasmic reticulum membrane
Source: RefSeq, a predicted model, not a curated record
GCGGGUGUUUUUAUUUAUUUCUUUGUUCAUGUGCUUAAAACAACAACAAUGGUGGAUAAUUGAAGUGUUAACUUUAGGGCAAGCGAAUUGCAUUUCUUGUUCCAUUUCCAAGACCGAUAUAAAAGCUAAACCAACAGGGGGAGGAUGAAGCGGCGCAAUGCGGACUGCAGCAAACUCCGACGGCCCUUGAAACGGAACCGAAUCACCGAGGGUAUAUACAGCAGUACCUUCCUGUACCUGAAGUUUCUGCUGGUGUGGGUGUUAGUUUUGCUGGCGGACUUUGUGCUGGAGUUCCGGUUUGAGUAUCUGUGGCCCUUCUGGCUCUUCAUUCGUAGUGUCUACGACUCCUUCAGAUAUCAGGGAUUGGCAUUCUCUGUCUUCUUCGUAUGUGUGGCAUUUACAUCAGACACCAUCUGCCUUCUCUUCAUCCCCGUCCAAUGGCUUUUUUUUGCUGCCAGCACCUAUGUAUGGGUCCAGUAUGUCUGGCACACAGAAAGGGGAGUCUGUCUACCCACUGUAUCCCUGUGGAUCCUGUUUGUAUACAUUGAGGCUGCCAUACGGUUCAAAGACCUGAAGAACUUCCAUGUAGAUCUAUGCCGACCCUUUGCCGCUCACUGUAUUGGCUAUCCUGUGGUGACUCUGGGCUUUGGCUUUAAGAGCUACGUUAGCUACAAGAUGCGGCUGAGAAAACAGAAGGAAGUGCAGAAGGAGAAUGAAUUCUACAUGCAGCUACUACAGCAGGCGUUACCACCUGAGCAACAGAUGCUGCAGAGACAGGAGAGGGAGGCAGAGGAGGCAGCUUUAACUAAAGGACUCUCAGAAGUAGAACCCUCAUUGAUAUCCCAAAAUGGAGCACCUCCUGGAAAGAGAACUACCUCAGUGCCCUUGCCAGAACUGGAGUACCGGGAAAAAGUAAAGGACUGUACUGUUAAAGAGCGUGAGGGGAAAAAACAAAACACUAUUGGAAUCAAUAACAACAGUAUCAUACUGGACUCCAAACCACAGGAGACAGAGUAUAUAGAGAGCUAUGUUGGGGUGAAGAGACUGAAUAAUGACCUAGCAGGAGACAAUACAGAUAACGAUAUCAACACACACUCUACUUCCAGAGAUGAUUUGGGGGGGACGGGGAAAAACUACAGAAAUGCAAGUGGGUUCGUGGGUAAUUUGUCUCCAAGGAAUCACUGUUCUUCAAAUGGCGGUGUGCCACCAGUUUCUUCAAGCAGUAAGAAUGAAAAGAAGCAGAAGGGCACAGGGAAGGGGCAAAAGGACCCUACAGAGAACUGCAUUCCCAACAAUCAGUUGUGUAAAUCCGACGCUUUAAUUCGUCUGGAGCAGGAUGUGAAGCGUCUGAAGGUAGAUCUGCAGACUAAUAGGCAGCUGGAAUCAGAGCUGCGGAGUCAGCUUUCUUCUCUGAGCAGUCAGGACCGCAGCCUUCGCUCUGAGUUGGGCCAGCUCCGUCAGGACAAUGAGCUGCUAGAGAACAAGCUCCACAGUGCCAUCCAAGCCAAGCAGAAGGAUAAGCAGACCAUGGCCCAGCUGGAGAAGAGGUUGAAGAUUGAGCAGGAGGCUCGUGCCCAAGCAGAGAAACAGCUGGCUGAGGAGAGAAAAAGAAAAAAGAUGGAGGAGGCCACUGCUGCCAGAGCAAUAGCAUUAGCUGCAGCCACCAGAGUUGAGUCCACCGACUCUCUGCGUGGACGCAUCAGAGAGCUGGAAACGGAGUGUAAGAAGAUAAGCCUGGAUGUGAAACUGAAAGAGGAGCAGCUGAGGGAUCUGGAGGGCAAAUGUCAGGAGCUGGAGAAGUAUAAAGAAAAUGAGAAGGACACAGAGGUGUUGAUGUCGGCCUUGUCGGCGAUGCAGGAGAAGACCCAGCAUCUGGAGAACAGCUUGAGCGCCGAGACCAGAAUCAAACUGGACCUCUUCUCUGCGCUCGGGGAUGCCAAGAGACAACUGGAAAUAGCACAAGGCCAGAUCCACCAGAGGGAGCAGGAGGUCGCAGAGCUAAAGCAGAAGAUAGCAGAGGUGAUGGCAGUGAUGCCGAGCCUGUCUUACUCUUCGGACAGCAGCAACCACAGCCCUGUCACUCCGCACUACUCGUCAAAGUUCAUGGACAAUAGUCCCUCCUCCCUGGAUCCAAAUGCCUCUGUCUACCAGCCCCUCAAAAAGUGACUCUGACCUCAUUUUAGACAGAACUUUGUCUUUCUUUGUUUUGGUGAAGCUUAGAUCCAGUUUUGUUCAAUUUUGAAUAUACCAGCCCCUGACAGUUCUUGCACUCUAAAUGUACCACAUAAUGACAAACACAGAGUACAUGCAACCCCUGAAUACAUAUCUUGAUUUGACUCACUUUUUUAAUUAUACUUUGACAAACAUCUUUUUUUUGUUUGAUGGGGGUUGUGCAGAAAAUAUUUUUGGUUGAGUUUUGAGCCCUAGCAGCAUGAUCUUUUUACAAAAAGAAACACACUUUGUGAUUUGCCCAGAAGAUGCAAACAUUGUUUUUUUUGUUUAUUUGUUAACAAUAUCUGUAAAGUCAAUCCCUGAGAGUUGUAAAAAAAAAAAAUCCAGUUUUAAUUGAAUUGAAUCAUUGUGCUCUUUGGUUAUGUUUCAGAAUAGUUAUCAUAGUGUACAUUUAUUCUAAAACAAUGAUUACAAAGAUGGAUUUUGUGUUCAGAUGUUCUGGUUUGUUAAUACUAACAUGGUCAGGUCUCCAGGAUUAUACGUUGAUAAAGCUUCUAUGUCCUAGGAUAAGUGCCAGCUCUGGAUUUGACCUGGUACUGAAAUAAAUGUUCAUCUUGCUGUAGACACCUUUCCUCUUCAUCUGGACCAAAUUAGAACCUGUAAGGCAAUAUUAUUUAUUAUAUUUUAUAUUGUCAAGGUAACUGAUCUCAGCCAUUAUUUGCAGACUUUGCAGUAUUCUUUCUAAGUACAAACACCACAAACUUUGCAAUCCUGAGAUACAAGGCAAGGCAGGCCUCACAGCUUCAAUACAACACACCUGUUCAAGUUUUGUUUUCAAAGGCUGAACAAUAACUCUUUACCUCAGACAUGUUCCAUGUUUUUUUUAUAACCAGUUGUUCACAAAAUGACAUACUUGGAAAUUGAAAAUAUUGCACUGGUCAUCAAAAUGAUUGUCUAUCAUGCCCUUUAUUUGGCAUUACGUUGUUUACAACAAUGUACAUUAACUUACAAAGGAAUGUUAUCUUACUUAAUUUAAUUUCAGUUUAAUCACCAAGUGUGAUCCUGUUUCAACCCAUAUUUUGAUCCCUCUAACUAAGAGUGCCGUUAUUUUUAUGUCAUUGCAUUUUACUGGACUUAGAAUAUGUGAGGACUUUAGCUGUUAGUUCAUAUUUCCAAUCAAAUUCAGUUGAUUUCCUAUGCUUUAUACCAAGGAGAAUACUGUGAAUGUGACGUGUUGGAAAAGGUUAUCCUCAACCAUAUAACUAAGUUGUACUGUCAUGUUGCCUAUCUGGAAAAAGUAAUAUUUAUGAAUCGCUCUUAUGUUGUAAAUUCAGUUCUCAAGUUGCUUUUAAAUGGUUUGUGUAAAAGGCAAACAAGUGGUUUGUUUCAUCUUUUUGUUGUUCCACCAAGAUUAUUUUCUAACUCAAAGACAGUGGCGUUUUCACACUUUUCACUUUGACCUACACUAUUAAAGAAAGUCUUGCUGUUGGGAAUACAAA